AGGAACAAGAAACUUAUCAUGGCAGCGAUAAGAAACCAGAAGGUUCUGAAGCACACCAUCCACCUCUUCUCCUCGAGAUCAGGAAAGGAAGGGAUCGCCGGUGGCUGCAGCACCGCAUCCGCCGGACCAUCCUCCGACGAGCUCGACGAGUCCGACGUCAUCUGGGCCUCAUCAUUCUCCCCUCCACAAUCCGCCGGGCCGUGGCCCACCAGGAAGAAAACCGUGUCUGUUGAUCCGGCCGGCCCAAACGCCAUCGGAUCACUCCCGGUGAACAUACCCACCUGGUCGAAAAUACAAAGUCGAGUGUUUGAGGAAGAGGACGACGUGGAAGCCGUGCUGCCGCCACACGAGGUGUUGUGGCGGCGGCGUGCGGAGUCUCUCUCUGUUGUGGAAGGGAUCGGCCGGACGCUGAAGGGAAGGGAUCUGAGCCGGGUCCGCAACGCCGUCUGGGCUCAGACCGGAUUCCAAGACUGACUCGGACCGUGGGCCGGGUUCUGUAAGGACGUGUACGCUGUGCUUCCUGUACGUUGUAAUUUUAAACUGAUCUUAAAUUAAAGAUAACAUGAAUAGCUGUAAAAAUAUAUAUAAAGAGAGUAAUGUGAAGCACAUAAUAUGAAAUAUUAAAAAUUAAUUAUCUAUUUGGGAUAGUU
Dendrobium catenatum is the source of this 650-nucleotide messenger RNA. RefSeq lists its product as uncharacterized. The transcript has a single exon. The coding region runs from base 19 to 474 and encodes 151 amino acids. The record is from RefSeq and is a predicted model, not a curated record. Lineage: Eukaryota; Viridiplantae; Streptophyta; Magnoliopsida; Asparagales; Orchidaceae.